Fusarium keratoplasticum is the source of this 891-nucleotide messenger RNA. RefSeq lists its product as uncharacterized. The transcript has 5 exons. The record is from RefSeq and is a predicted model, not a curated record. Bases 1 to 891 code for a protein of 296 amino acids. Gene Ontology annotation, molecular function: 4 iron, 4 sulfur cluster binding; ATP binding; ATP-dependent FeS chaperone activity. Gene Ontology annotation, biological process: iron-sulfur cluster assembly; mitochondrial respiratory chain complex I assembly. Gene Ontology annotation, cellular component: mitochondrion. NCBI's taxonomy places the organism in Eukaryota, Fungi, Ascomycota, Sordariomycetes, Hypocreales, Nectriaceae.
AUGCGCCCGACUUCUGCUCGCCUCUUUCAGACCCUUCGGGCUCUCCAGCAUGAGAAUCCCUUGGGUCUCCCCCGGUCCGGUACACCUCCGAACUGGCCUCGACGUCCUCAAAGACGCAACAUAGCUGGUGUUGAGAAGGUAAUUGCAGUGUCAUCCGCCAAAGGUGGUGUAGGUAAAAGCACAGUAGCAGCAAACUUGUCUCUCGCCUUUGCCCGUCUCGGCUACCGCGCCGGUAUCCUCGAUACUGACAUCUUUGGCCCGUCUAUCCCCACUCUGUUUGAUCUUUCAGGGGAGCCUAGGUUAUCUAGCAAGAACCAGUUGAUCCCUCUGACAAACUAUGGUGUCAAGACCAUGUCAAUGGGCUACCUAGUCGGCGAGAACGCCCCCGUCGUGUGGCGAGGCCCCAUGGUGAUGAAGGCAAUUCAGCAGCUCCUUCAUGAAGUUGACUGGGGUGGUCUUGAUAUCCUGGUCCUCGACCUGCCGCCAGGAACCGGAGAUACACAACUGACCAUCACACAGCAAGUCAUUCUGGAUGGUUCCGUCAUUGUCACUACACCGCACACUCUAGCAACCAAAGACGCCGUCAAAGGUAUCAACAUGUUCAAGACUGUCGACGUCAACAUUCUUGGCCUGGUGCAGAACAUGUCUCUCUUCCAGUGCCCUCAUUGCCACGGAGAGACACACAUCUUUGGGUCAAAUGCGAGGGUGGAGAAGUUGUGCCAGGAGCACCAGAUUGAUUUCCUCGGCGAUAUUCCAUUACAUCCCAACAUUGGAGACGAUGGCGAUCGAGGAAAGCCAACCGUUGUCGCUGAGCCAACAAGUGAGAGGGCAAAUGCCUUCUUGAAGAUCGCUCAGGACAUCUGUCCCAAGAUCAACCUUGGCAAUAACUAG